AUGCGAAUCCUCGCGCUGGCGAGCAUACUGCCCCGCGCUGAGAACAUAAAGAGCAGUGCUACACCCUCUUUUCACUUGUGCCUUUCAGGUGAACGACAGCCACUGACCGACAAGAACAAAACCGACCCGGGAAACUUGGGCAAAAGCCUCGAUCCUGUGUAUCAAUCCGGUCUCAAUAGCUCUCAGCUUGAAAAAGAAAUAGCUGAUGACAGAACCCUGAUCAACGAACGCUAUUUUGGUUUGGUUAACUUUGGAAAUACAUGUUAUUGCAAUUCGGUCCUUCAAGCACUUUUCUUUUGUAAACCAUUCCGAGAGAAGGUCCUUCAAUACAGACUUACGAAGAGCCAUAAGAAGGAAACCCUCUUGAGCUGCCUCGCUGAUCUGUUCCACGCUAUCACAACACAGAAGAAGAGCGUUGGCCAAAUCGCACCGAAAAAGUUCAUUAGCAGACUCAAGCGGGAAAAUGGAGCCUUUGAUAACUAUCUCCAACAGGAUGCUCAUGAAUUCCUCAUCUACAUCUUGAACGAGAUAUCUGACAUUUUACAAGCUGAACAACAAGCAGAUCAGCAGCUUCGAAAGGCCGAACGUUCAGAUAACGAUAAGAAUCCCGACAGUGUCUCCGCCGAUCGGUCACAAAACUGGAUCCAGGAUAUAUUCCAAGGUUGCCUAACAAACGAAACACGUUGCCUCACCUGCGAAAACGUACGAACAAAAGACGAAGACUUCCUCGAUCUGUCAGUCGAUAUCGCGCAGAAUUGCAGUAUCGUGUAUUGUCUGAAGUUCUUUUCGGAUACAGAGAUGAUGCAGUCUGAGAAUAAAUAUUACUGUGAAUUCUGUCGAUGUAAGCAGGAGGCGCAAAAAUGCAUGCGGGUCAAAAAACCUCCGUUGAUAUUGGCCCUCCAUUUGAAGAGAUUCAAAUACUCUGAAGAGGUCAAUAGCUUCACAAAACUCUCCUGUCGUGUGGUAUUUCCCACAGAACUACGGCUCCCAAAUACGUCCGGAGGGGCAGCCGACCAAAACUGGCUGUACAAACUGAUCGCCGUAGUUGUGCACUCAGGUUCUGGGCCAAAUCGUGGACAUUACGUCACCUUGGUGAAAUCACACGGCCUUUGGCUGCUCUUUGACGACGAAGUAGUCGACGCGAAAGUUGAAUUCGGCCUUCAGAAGGUCUACAGCACAGUACAACUGAGACGAGACAUACAGUUCGGAGAAAUAUCAUCCAGAAGUGCAUCCAUAGUUCGUCGCAAUUUACCAGUUUUCUUAGAGUUGCGGAGACUCGUCGGCAGAACCGGUCGGUGUUUAUCGGAACGCACAGCAUGGCACGUACUGCGUUGA
Opisthorchis viverrini is the source of this 1335-nucleotide messenger RNA. RefSeq lists its product as hypothetical. Gene Ontology annotation, biological process: protein deubiquitination. Gene Ontology annotation, molecular function: cysteine-type deubiquitinase activity; cysteine-type endopeptidase activity. The coding region runs from base 1 to 1335 and encodes 444 amino acids. The transcript has 8 exons. The record is from RefSeq and is a predicted model, not a curated record. Gene Ontology annotation, cellular component: cytosol; nucleus. Lineage: Eukaryota; Metazoa; Platyhelminthes; Trematoda; Opisthorchiida; Opisthorchiidae.